Perca flavescens (yellow perch) is the source of this 1105-nucleotide messenger RNA. RefSeq names its product ribonuclease T2, like (gene rnaset2l). NCBI's taxonomy places the organism in Eukaryota, Metazoa, Chordata, Actinopteri, Perciformes, Percidae. The transcript is spliced from 9 exons. Bases 79 to 933 code for a protein of 284 amino acids. Gene Ontology annotation, cellular component: extracellular region. Gene Ontology annotation, molecular function: RNA binding; ribonuclease T2 activity. Gene Ontology annotation, biological process: RNA catabolic process. The record is from RefSeq and is a predicted model, not a curated record.
UCUGUGAAUGUGGCCAGUGACAGUCUGACAGCAGCUCAGUGCAGCAGCAACAGCAGCUCUCUGUGCACUUCUUUGAGGAUGGUGGAAAGAGCGGAGACGAGGAGCUCGGUGCUGCCCCUGCUGGUCACUCUGAGUCUGCUGCAGCUUCCUGACUACACCGCAGCUGCCACACAGGACUGGCAGGACUACAAACAUGGCCACCAAGACGCCGCUGAGCUGCAUGACAAAAAGCCCUUCUGCUCCUGGAAAUGUCUCCUGUUCACGCUGCAGUGGCCCGGAGCCUUCUGCCAGUCUUUGGAUGAAGAGACUCUCUGCAGAAUUCCUCCGAGUAUCAACAGCUGGACGAUCCACGGUCUGUGGCCUGUUCGGGCAUUCCGUUGCUGCAAAUGCUGGCCGAUGUUCCAGUCUGAUGUCCAGGAGCUGGAGGCAGAGCUGACUGAACACUGGCCGUCCUUACUGCAAACUCAACCCAGCUUCCACUUCUGGAGAGAGGAGUGGGAGAAACAUGGUGUGUGUGCAGCGUGUGUCGAAGGAAUGAACUCUCCGCUCAGAUACUUCCAGAUCUGCCUCAAACUACGAGGACACUUUGACAUCUACAAGCUGCUGGAGGGAGCUGGGAUCACUCCGACCUGUGAUCAUCCCUACAAGGUUGCCGAGGUCCGUCAGGUCCUGGCUCCACAUCUGGGAGACAAACAUGAGAUCCAGUGUGUUACAGAUGACAAGGAUCGAGAGCUGUGGUUCCAGGUGAAGAUCCCUCUCUCUCACAACUUAACCGUCGGCUGCGAUCACCACGGCCACGGCCACGCCGACUGGGACGUGGCGUCCGGGCGCGGCGCGGGAAGGAACGUCUCCGACAGGCAUCCCUGCCCCCCGCAGGGCUCCUUCUACUACGUCCCCAUUGACCCACAGCGGCCGAGGCAGCCCUGCGGCUAACGGCUGCCUUCAUCCUCUUCAAUACCUUCAGAUGUUCAGCUGUAGAUUAGUUAUUGCUGCUAUACACACGUUAAUACGUUAAACAGGGUUCCUAAAGGUUUCGCCGAGUCUAAUUUAAAGGUCCCAUGGCAUGAAAAUGUCACUUUAUGAGUUUUUUUUAACAUUAAUGUGA